GUUUUGGAUGCACCGGAACUUCAGGAUGAUUUCUACUUGAACCUGGUUGAUUGGUCCUCGCAGAAUAUGCUCUCUGUCGGCUUGAACACCUGUGUGUAUUUAUGGAGUGCUUGCAAUAGUCAGGUAUGGAUGUCUUGCUCCGAUGACUCAUGUAGCUUGGUACAUCUGUAUUGCUUACCAUGCAUGUGGUUGGCUUUUUGGAGUGAUCACGCCUGA
This is a messenger RNA of Gongylonema pulchrum, 216 nucleotides long. NCBI's taxonomy places the organism in Eukaryota, Metazoa, Nematoda, Chromadorea, Rhabditida, Gongylonematidae. The record is from the annotation of a GenBank genome assembly.